AUGGAGGAGGUGCAUGUGCACGGCGUGGAGGAGGUGCAUGUGCACGGCGUGGAGGAAGUGCAUGUGCACGGCGUGGAGGAGGUGCAUGUGCACGGCGUGGAGGAGGUGCAUGUGCACGGCGUGGAGGAGGUGCAUGUGCACGGCGUGGAGGAAGUGCAUGUGCACGGCGUGGAGGAGGUGCAUGUGCACGGCGUGGAGGAAGUGCAUGUGCACGGCAUGGAGGAGGUCCAUGUGCACGGCGUGGAGGAGGUCCAUGUGCACGGCGUGGAGGAGGUGCAUGUGCACGGCGUGGAGGAGGUGCAUGUGCACGGCAUGGAGGAAGUGCAUGUGCACGGCGUGGAGGAGGUGCAUGUGCACGGCGUGGAGGAGGUGCAUGUGCACGGCGUGGAGGAGGUGCAUGUGCACGGCAUGGAGGAGGUGCAUGUGCACGGCGUGGAGGAAGUGCAUGUGCACGGCGUGGAGGAAGUGCAUGUGCAUGGCGUGGAGGAAGUGCAUGUGCACGGCGUGGAGGAAGUGCAUGUGCACGGCGUGGAGGGAGUGCAUGUGCACGGCGUGGAGGAGGUGCAUGUGCACGGCGUGGAGGAGGUGCAUGUGCACGGCGUGGAGGAAGUGCAUGUGCACGGCGUGGAGGAAGUGCAUGUGCACGGCGUGGAGGAAGUGCAUGUGCACGGCGUGGAGGAAGUGCAUGUGCAUGGCGUGGAGAGGGCUGAAACCUCACAAACCAAGGCCACCGGACACUUGCUUGGGAAUCUUAGACUCACUGACCUGGAUUCAGACCCUUCCCAGCCCUUCCAGUGUCAGCAGACUCUGCUGGACCUCAUGUGA
Eptesicus fuscus (big brown bat) is the source of this 825-nucleotide messenger RNA. Its product is annotated as involucrin-like. The record is from RefSeq and is a predicted model, not a curated record. Lineage: Eukaryota; Metazoa; Chordata; Mammalia; Chiroptera; Vespertilionidae. The transcript is spliced from 2 exons. Bases 1 to 825 code for a protein of 274 amino acids.